Molecule: messenger RNA, 911 nt
Organism: Myotis lucifugus (little brown bat)
Lineage: Eukaryota; Metazoa; Chordata; Mammalia; Chiroptera; Vespertilionidae
Gene: METTL26
Product: methyltransferase like 26
Exons: 6
Coding region: 63-734 (223 amino acids)
Source: RefSeq, a predicted model, not a curated record
ACUCCCGGCGGGCCUUGCAGCGGCCGUGCUACCGCUCUGGACGGACUAGCUGUGGCGCCGUGAUGCUUUUGGCAGCGGCCGCCGAGCGGAACAAGGAACCAAUUCUGCGCGUUCUGCGGCAGUAUGUGGACCCGGCUCAGCGCGGCAUUCGCGUGCUGGAAGUGGCCUCGGGCUCCGGCCAGCAUGCGGCCCACUUCGCGCGGGCCUUCCCCCUUGCGGAGUGGCAGCCGUCUGACGUGGACCAGCGCUGCUUGGACAGGGGGCGUCAGAAACGGGUGCACAGGCCACCUCCACUCACGGGCUGCCCCUCCGACAGCAUCUCGGCCACCACUCAAGGCCAGGGAUUGUCCAACGUGAAGGCUCCGCUGUACCUGGACGUGACCUGGGAUUGGGAGAAAUGGGGCGGGAUCCAGCCGCAGUCGCUGGACCUGCUGCUCUGCAUCAACAUGAUCCACAUCAGCCCCCUGAACUGCACCGAGGGGCUCUUCAGAGCAGCAGGACACCUGCUCAAGCCCAAGGCGCUGCUCAUCACCUAUGGGCCCUACGCUGUCAAUGGGAAGAUCUCUCCCCAGAGCAAUGUGGACUUUGACCUGUCGCUCAGAUGCAGGAACCCAGAGUGGGGGCUGCGGGACACGGCCUUCUUGGAGGACCUGGGCCAGGCCAGCGGUCUUCUCUUGGAGAAGAUGGUGGAUAUGCCAGCCAACAACAAAUGCCUGAUUUUCCGGAAAGAGUAACCCUUCUUCCUGCAUGCCUAUGUCCCCAGUGAGGCCCCUUCUGGGACAAACCCAGAUAGCCAGCCCCUGCCUCCCUGGACCAGGCCAUGCAGACUGGCCUUGCCCAUUCUCGGGGCUCUUGGUCAGUGGCCACAGGGGUGCUGAGAGCCUGGGAAUAAAGUGUUUCCUGCUAUCCUA